Messenger RNA from Polistes canadensis, 1096 nucleotides. Its product is annotated as GTP-binding protein GEM-like. The transcript has 5 exons. Gene Ontology annotation, molecular function: calcium channel regulator activity; GTP binding; GTPase activity. Bases 16 to 1071 code for a protein of 351 amino acids. Gene Ontology annotation, cellular component: plasma membrane. The record is from RefSeq and is a predicted model, not a curated record. NCBI's taxonomy places the organism in Eukaryota, Metazoa, Arthropoda, Insecta, Hymenoptera, Vespidae.
UGUUUAAUUUAUUGAAUGUUUUUAGCAGCAGAUCAGCAUCAUCUUCAUCAUCACGAGGGUAGCGUUAAAUCUCCCCAUUGCAGUAGCGAACCCAAAUUAACGAACGCCGAUGUUAGUCCAGCAUGCAGAAGAAGGGGAAGUAGAAGAGGUCAGAGUAUGCAUCAUGCUCAACAAAAGAAAAGCAACGAUUUCCUUGACGUUCCCGUAGCAUCUAUGCAAUUAUCACCAAGGGAAGGUGAAGAUGAGGAUAGUUAUAGGCUUCGAAGCUUUAGUUUAACGAGAAAAGGUGUCAUAAACAGAGGGGACUCUUUCAAACGAAGAAGAUCACGAUCGAAUUCUUUGGCACCUGCGGAACAGGAAACGGAAGAAACAAAUACCAUGCCACCGAAGGAGGUCAUAUCAUAUAACGUAGCCAUUUUGGGAGCAAGGAGAGUUGGAAAGACAGGCUUGAUUAGCCAAUUCAUGACAAGUGAAUGUAUCAAUGCCUACGAUAGGCAAAGAGAUGUCCCAAGCGAACAAUCCGUUUUUGUGAAACUCGAUGGAGAGGAAAGCGAAUUGAUAUUUUUAAAUAUCCCCAAUCCAAAGACGGAAUUGGAGAAGAUACCACCACCUGAUGCUUUUGUAGUAAUGUAUUCGGUAAUAGACAAGGCAUCCUUUCAAAGAGCAGAACAAUAUUUGGCUUACCUUCGUGAUCAGGAUCUUGGUAAACCGGUCAUUCUCGUGGGUAAUAAGGUUGAUCUAGCACGUUCUCGAGUCGUUCCAUAUUCAGACGGCAAGGAUAAGGCUUGUAAGUAUCGUGCAAAGUUCAUCGAGGUAUCGGUUGGUAUAAAACACAACGUCGACGAAUUAUUGGUCGGUAUAUUGAAACAAAUACGGCUAAAAAUUGAUCAAGGCCAAUUGGAGAAUCAAAGUGGUGGUAAUACUGCGAGCGAGGGAAGCGGUGGUGGUCAUUGGUAUAAUAAAUCUGGAGUUGUGGUGCGAGCUAGCAUGAAGGCUAAACAAAUGUUAAAUUCGCUCUUCAGAAGAGAUGAUAGCAAAUUUAAAAACUGCGAGGAUCUUCAUGUGUUGUAGACUGGUAACAAAAAAAAAAAAGAAA